Messenger RNA from Vidua macroura (Pin-tailed whydah), 728 nucleotides. RefSeq names its product PYM homolog 1, exon junction complex associated factor (gene PYM1). NCBI's taxonomy places the organism in Eukaryota, Metazoa, Chordata, Aves, Passeriformes, Viduidae. The record is from RefSeq and is a predicted model, not a curated record. Gene Ontology annotation, biological process: exon-exon junction complex disassembly. Gene Ontology annotation, cellular component: exon-exon junction complex; cytoplasm. Gene Ontology annotation, molecular function: RNA binding.
GCGCGCGCAAAGAUGGCGACGCCCUAUGUGACGGACGAGACCGGCAGGUACAUCCCGUCCACGCAGCGGCCGGACGGGACCUGGCGGAAGCAGCGCCGGGUCAAGGAGGGCUACGUGCCCCAGGAGGAGGUGCCCGUCUACGAGAACAAAUACGUGAAAUUCUUCCGGAGCAAACCCGAACUGCCGCCGGGCUUAAACCCCGAGCCCACCCCUUCCCCCCCCAGCCGAGGGACCCCCGGGCGGCCCGAGGGCUGCGACCCCUCCCCAGCUUUAUCCAAAAGCGCCCGGAGGAACCUGAAACGCAAAGAGAAAAGGAAACAGCAGCAGGAAAAGGAUCGGGAAAACGACGGGGACGGACUGAGCCAGGCGCUGGAAAAAAUCGGGCUGAGUGACGGCGGCAGUAACUCCGCGGCUCAGCCCGGGACCGAGCGGGCGAGCAGCGCGGGCAGUGACUGCGGGCAGAGCUCGGGGAGCCCCGCGGGCCGGGGCGGGCCCGAGGAGCGCGGCCGGCGCAUGAAGAGCCUGCGGAAGAAGCUGCGGCAGGUGGAGGAGCUGCGGCGGCGGCUGGAGGCGGGCGCGGUGCCGCGGCCCAGCCCCGAGCAGCUGCAGAAGCUGGCGCGGAGGGCGGCGCUGGAGCGGGAGCUGCGGGAGCUCGAGCUGCAGCCGGACUCGUGACCGCGGCCCCGGCCCGGCCGGGCUUUUAAAGGGGUUGGGGGUUCGGGCUGGGC